Spodoptera exigua (beet armyworm) is the source of this 2657-nucleotide messenger RNA. The record is from the annotation of a GenBank genome assembly. Lineage: Eukaryota; Metazoa; Arthropoda; Insecta; Lepidoptera; Noctuidae.
AUUGAAGAGACGCUAGAGUUAUUGUCCAGUAAAUAAAACAAUCGAUUAUUUGAAUUUUUUAAAUUAAUCACGCAAUAAAACUCCACAAAACAGUUCAAAGUACAUCUGAAGACUAGGUAAUAUAGAAAUAUGGGUGAUUUGUGCACGGCAUGUAUGUGCGCUGGGCGAAAUUUGUUUUGCAUCGGCGAGACAGGAUUCUAUCAUUUAUAUUCGCAAAUAUUAAAUGAAAUCCAGGUGUAUGAUGCCUCAUCAUUUUACCUGAAGGUAUGCUGGGAGUGCUUGGCUCGGCUGCGACGCUGGCACCACUUCAAGGAGAGAGCGAAACAGUCUUACACACAACUACGCUAUGUACAUCAGAAUAACUUCGAGCCACCGUCCCCAAGCCCGUCAACUCUUCAAACCAGUGAGAUACAGAACUUCAGUUGUCCAGACCUGGUGGUUAAGGAUGAGGUGGAUGAGGGACAGACCCUCAAAGGGGAGGACAUAAAGACUGAGGAGACUCACUGCGAGCCAGCGACCUUUGUCAAUAUUAUUGAACCCAGAAGACGGAAGGCUGUUAAAAAGGAUACUAAGUCCAUCAAAGAUAAAUCAAAAAAGAAAUUGAAAACGAAAUCAACUCUACCAGUGAAAAAGAAGGUCAAAUUAAAAAAGAAAAGGUCACCGACCCCUCUGUCGAUAGAGGAUGACGUCGCGGACUCGGCACAUCCUCUAGAAGAUGAUCUAGAAGACGUUCCAGUACAGAACACAGGAGAAGAUGAUAAGAAGCAAGUUCCUUUUGUGGAUGAGAACACAAGACUGAAUGGGGAAUCGAAGCCGUGUCGCAACGAGCUACAGACGGCCCCGGAGCGACCUCAGUGCCCCGAGUGCGGGAAGAGUUUUAGCUCGAAGAAGACAUACCGAUACCAUCUCAACGUGCUGCACAAAGGCCAGAACAGGUACCCCUGCCCUCGCUGCGGGAAGGUCUAUCAAUGGAAAUCGAACCUAGGACGACAUCUGCGCACUCAUAAGGCGCGCGACUCGGGCGAGUUGUACUGCGAGACUUGUGACAAACGUUUCGCGUCAGUCGCCACCUACCGGCAACAUCUGCGAGUGUCGCGGCGACACGUGCCCGAGAGCGACUUCAGUUUUAUGUGCAACGAGUGCGGCAAGAAGUUCGUGAACAAGACCCGACUCCGCGACCACAUCGACUGGGAACAUCUACACAACAUCAAGUUCCGAUGCCAGCCCUGUAAUAAGCCAUUCAAGUGCCACACAUCCCUGUACGUCCACAUGCAAAACGUUCAUCGCAAUAAGGAGAAGAAAGACAACCUCUGCCACGUCUGCGGGAAGUCCUACCAGAACGCAGCCAAGUUGAAAUACCACAUAGUGGCGAUGCAUACGAGCGAGACUCCCUACCAGUGCACGCAGUGCUCCGCUGCGUUCGGCUGGUACUCCAGUCUCUACAGACAUGUGAGGGAGGUUCACUACAAGAUGAAAGUGCAGCCGAAGAAAUCGAAGAAAACAAAAAAGUUGGAUAUACUACCGUCUCUACUUACGCCCCAAGUGUUACCGCCGGUACAUCAACCCGGACCUCCGUAAUACAAACUUGGAAGUACUUGAGAUGUCAUAUUCAAUAAUUAUUACAGAACUCAGUGUUUUCCGACUAUACAGGGUUUAAAAAGACACUUAACGAAGCCGUUAACUACGCAUACUGCAGUUCUAACUAAGUAGCUUUACGCUAAAAUUAUCACUGGGAAACGACUUUUUUGAUUUAGGUAUAAAAAAAGUGUCUUUUUACACCCUGUAUAGACAAAUUCAUUAUUUUUAUUGAUAUUUUAAAAACAAUAAUUUUCUAUUAAUUUUGUAUGAGAUUCCAACAUAUGACGCUAAAGUCAAAAGUCAAAAUCAUUUAUUUCAAUUAGACACAUCAGGGAGGGGGAGGGAGGCCCAAUCCCUCCCCCUCCCCUAUCCCUUCCCGAUGUUUAUAUCCCCAACCCGUAUCCCCAAAAGGUCGGCAACGCACUCGUAACUCCUUUGGUGUUGCGGGUGUCCAUGGGCGGCGCCGAUUGCUUACCAUCAGGAAAUCCGUCUGCUCGUUUGCCGACUUAUACCAUAAAAAAAAUACAGGCACUUUUAAACGUCAAACAAAAUUUUAAAGAUAUAAAGUGUCAGUCUGUCCGUGUGUCCUCUAGUGAAGCUAUUUGCUCGUUCCAAAGUGUAGAUUCCUAUGGAGAAGAACGAGCAAGAAACUCCAUGGUUACUCUUUUACAAUCAGUGUCACAUACAGAUUCUUUGAUACAUUAUUUAGUUGGUUUGAUUAUGUGAGAACAGUGUAACGCUAAUAUACAGAGACGCCAUAAUGAUUCUAGGUCAAACAGAAUACUUAAAAUUAAAAUAUUUAAAUACAAAAUAAUCUAAAAUUUGUAUAACCGUCAAAUCAAUGAAUGAAAAAGUGAUUAUAAUUUGAAAAUUACCUGUAUUAAAAACUCGAAAUAAUUUAUUUUUAACCCCCGACGCUAAAAGAGGGGUGUUAUAAGUUUGACGUGUCUGUCUGUCUGUCUGUCUGUGGCAUCCUGGAACCUGAACGGGUGAAGCGAUUUCAAUUAAGUUUUUUUUUUUGUAUUAAAGGUGAUUUACGUGCGAGUGUUCUUAGACAUGUUUGACGAAAAUCGGUUGAG